AUGCCGGCCAACAAUAAGCGAAAGAAGAAGCCAGCGUCCAAUCCUGCUCGUGGCUUUGCGACAGUUUCCGUGCCUUCGAAACCGAAAUCCGUGGAAUCGACAGCUCCGGCAUCAACGGCGGAUUCCAAGUCGGUCACUGAGAGUGAACGGCCCACACCUGCAGAGGCGAACCAACCGGUGCCAGACAAGCAAGACGCUUCAUCCCUUCAGAACUAUUCGCCGGAGGAACUUGAGAGGCAUUUGGAGAAUGCGGAACUGCAACUACUAGUUGAGAAGCUAGCUGCUAAGUGCAAGAAUGAUGCGGCUCGGCAGGUCACAAAGCUCGACACUGAACGGAGGCUUCUGCGGCAACAGGCCGUUUCUUUGAAUCUUUUGGAAUGGUUUCCUAAAGAGCUGCAGGAACAGGUUCUGACCCUGGCGGAGGCAGAGGAGCGGGAGCUUAGCCCCCCAUCCAUGCGCGAAGCAAACGGCCUGAAGAAGUCCGGCUCUGAGGAGGAUCUAUACAUGAGACUGUGGACUCUGCGAGAGACUCUCCUGAGGCUUGGAUUUCCGGAGGCGAAAGUGGACGAGACACUGAAACAUGUGCUACUCUACUUUCCGGUCAGCUCUACGGGUUCCAACCGGGAUAUGGUGUGGAAUUUGGACGAGUCUCUGGACUGGCUCGCAAUGCACUGCUCCCCUGGGGAAUUACCAUCCUAUACUCAGACAAGUACAUUGACAAACGAGUCGGAUCGAUUUACUUCCUUCAUGCCUGAUCGACAGUCGACGAAAUCCUCGCCCAGGGCAAAGCAGGUUGACAGCAAGCCAAAACCGCCAAAGACCGUAAAAGCGGUUACUCCUGCACCAUCUAGCCCUUAUGACUCUGAUAGUUCUCUCGACCCGGACACAUUACUUCCAAAAUACCUCGAAUUGCAAACCAAGCUGUAUAACCUGCAGCCGGAAAUAUUUGACCAGCCAAAGAGGGGUAAAAAGUUAAGCCGUGGGCAGGCAAAUUUGAGCAGUGACGAUCCCCAGGUGGCGCGAAUUCAGCGCAAGGUGGCAAGUAUCGAGAACGACGUCCUGUUUGACCGCCAUGAGGCGGAAUUUCGAUGGCGGGACAAGCUAGAUGAUCUACGGAGAGAGGCUGCAUUCACCCGGCAAGUCGCUCGUGAUGAGGAUAGAUCUGCUCAGGCGGAGUCAGAAGACAUUGAGCAAUCGAAGGAGAAAUCGGUAACUGAGCCGGAGAACCGCGCUCCUGCGAUGGACGACCUCGACGAGGCUGGAGACCUUCUUGGCGAUAUGUUCCAGGCGGAUGAGCCAAUAUUUGAGACGGGUAUCAUUACGGAGGAGCUCAAGAAAGCAGCGGUAACAAUCCGCGAUUUCGGAAAAUGGACAGGGCUCAGUCCUCGACGUGUCUUGGAAGAAACAUGCAAGUCCAGGGAUACCGGAUGCACAAUCUCUUUUAAAGACUUUUCCCCUUCAGCACAUACAAACAAAAGCGCCGUGGAAGUCCGAUGGUCAAAGCCUCAAGAGGCGCCUUUCCCGCUUGUCCUGGACAAAGUUACACAUAAAUCCAACUCGUACGCGACCUUUGUGUCCAUGGACGAAGUCGCAACACCUACAUCGCAACAAGCUGAAUCAUUUGUUUCCACACUAUGUCUUUUUAUCCUUUUCCCGCAGAGCUCGAAGGAAGGAAAGGCCUAUCUGCGGCUGCCCGCUGUCUGGAGGGACCUUUGGGCGGAAUGCGCAGAAGCGAAGAAGAUCCAGGAGGAGGAAGGCGACAAGAGAAUUGUCAAGAGUCUCAGGAGUCUGAUACAAGGCAACCAUGCCAUUUUUGAGGAUGAUGUUGUACUGGCAGACAAUUUUCGACGGAGAAAUGGUGCUUCUGGAAAAGCCGAGUCUCCCAUGAGAUCUGGCGCCAAGGAUUCUCAAGAGCCUGAUGAGCGGUUGCAGAGGAUCUGGCUGGAGAAGUCAUCCACGGCGCCCUUCCAACAUAUGUUACAGGGUAGGAUGAACUUACCAAUCUGGGAUUUCAAGGAUGAGAUUCUGAGUACGCUGGAUACACAUCGCGCAAUCAUCAUUUGCAGUGAGACAGGAAGUGGCAAAAGCACACAGAUUCCCUCAUUUAUUCUUGAACAUGAGUUGAAGCAAGGCCGCCGCUGCAAGAUUUACGUGACAGAACCGCGGAGGAUCUCUGCUAUAUCGCUGGCUCGAAGAGUCAGUGAGGAACUGGGAGAGAGCAAGUCCGACGUAGGAACACCGCGCUCUUUGAUUGGUUUUGCUGUCCGCUUAGAGAGUAAGGUCAGCCAGUCUACAAGGCUGGUGUUUGCGACGACCGGAGUUGUUGUGCGGAUGUUGGAGCGGUCGGACGAUUUUAGGGAUAUCACACACAUUGUUCUUGACGAGGUCCACGAGCGCUCGAUCGAUAGCGACUUUCUCCUCAUUGUUCUGCGUCGGCUGAUGCAGAAACGGCCCGAUUUGAAGUUGAUCCUCAUGUCGGCGACUCUCGAGGCUCAAAAGUUCUCUUCGUACCUCGGUGGUGUCCCCGUGUUGAAUAUUCCUGGACGAACGUUCCCCGUCGAGAUGAAGUACCUGGAAGAUGCAAUCGAGUUGACCAACUACCGGUUAUCAGAAAAUGAGGCAAAUACCCUUGUUGAUGAAGACGUGGAGGAUGUGCCCUCGGAGAAUGCGGAAGGAGAUACGGCCGGUGGUCUGCUGGCCACUCUUGACCAAUACUCUAAGCAAACCAGAGAGACGGUGCUGAAUUUCGACAAGUAUCGGCUCGACUAUCAGCUCAUCAAGCGACUGCUCGUCAAACUCGCGACGACGCCCGAAAUGAUACCUUAUAGCAAAGCUAUCUUGGUAUUCAUGCCUGGUAUGGCUGAGAUCCGGCGACUGAACGAUGAGAUUCUCUCGGACCCUGUCUUCCAGACCAGCUGGAUCGUACAUGCCCUUCACUCUUCUAUUGCCAGUGAAGACCAGGAGAAGGCGUUCAAUGUGCCUCCAGAGGGCAUGCGGAAGAUUGUGAUUGCUACGAACAUUGCGGAAACUGGUAUCACGAUUCCGGACAUUACUGCUGUUAUUGAUACUGGCAAGGAAAAGUCCAUGCGUUUCGAUGAGAGACGACAACUAUCGAGGCUUGUGGAGACCUUCAUCUCGCGGGCUAAUGCAAAGCAACGGCGCGGAAGAGCUGGGCGUGUCCAGAGCGGAAUCUGCUUCCAUAUGUUCACCAAGCAUCAACAUGACAAGCUGCUUGCAGAGCAACAGACACCUGAGAUGCUUCGCUUAUCCUUGCAAGAUCUUGUACUUCGUGUCAAGAUCUGUAAGCUUGGGGAAGUGGAGCAGACUCUGCUCGAGGCGCUGGAUCCGCCCUCAUCCAAGAACAUACGUCGCGCGAUUGACUCUCUGAAGGAGGUCAAGGCUCUCACGAAUUCAGAGAGCCUGACUCCCCUGGGAAUGCAGCUUGCCAAAUUGCCCUUGGAUGUCUUUCUCGGCAAGCUGAUCAUCCACGGCGCGUUCUUCAAAUGCCUCGACGCCUGCAUCAGUAUUGCCGCUAUUCUGUCUUCGAAAUCGCCGUUUGUCAAUACGAUAGGAUCCAACAACCAGAAAGACCUGGCAAGACUUUCAUUUAAGAAGGGCGACUCGGAUCUUUUGACCGUGUACAACGCCUACUGCGCCUGGAAACGCACCAGAAGCACACCAGGCGCCAACGAGUACGCGUUCUGCCGGAAGAACUUUCUGAGUUCGCAGACACUUCUCAACAUCGAAGACAUCAAGAUGCAGUUGGUAGUCUCUCUUGCCGACGCAGGGCUCCUGAACCUGGAUCCGGCGCAAAAAACAUCUUUGAACAGGACCCGGUCCGGUGGCCGCCAGCGCCAAUUCUUCACCGUUCCCGAGGAGUACGACACGAACAGCAGCAACGACACAGUGGUCAACUCGGUCAUCGCGUGGAGCUUCUACCCGAAGCUGCUGACGCGCGAAGGCAAAGGCUGGCGCAACGUCGCGAACAACCAAUCCGUCACGCUGCACCCGACCUCGGUCAACAAGCAAGCCGACGCCUCGCUGAAGUGGCUCUCAUACUACCACAUCAUGCAGGGUCGCAACCGCAACUACAACGCCUUUGAGACCAACGCGGUUGACGACUUUGCCAUUGCCCUGCUCUGCGGCGAGGCCGAGUUCAAGAUGUACUCCGGGGUAAUCUCGAUCGACGCGAACCGCAUCCGCUUCGCGGUCCGCGAGUGGAAGGCCCUGCUCGCGCUGAAGGUGCUCGCGGCGCGUAUCCGGGAGAUCCUGGCGGGCACGUUCCGGGACCCGCAGAAGGUGCUAUCGUAUAAGCAGCAGCAGUGGGUGGGGAUCUGGCAGCAGAUUUUCUCGCUGGCGGGGAAGCGAGCGGAGAAACGGUAG
This is a messenger RNA of Aspergillus clavatus NRRL 1, 4383 nucleotides long. Its product is annotated as putative ATP dependent RNA helicase. The record is from RefSeq and is a predicted model, not a curated record. The transcript is spliced from 10 exons. Lineage: Eukaryota; Fungi; Ascomycota; Eurotiomycetes; Eurotiales; Aspergillaceae. Gene Ontology annotation, molecular function: RNA binding; ATP binding. Bases 1 to 4383 code for a protein of 1460 amino acids. Gene Ontology annotation, cellular component: intracellular anatomical structure.